CCUCCCCCAUCUCCCCUUCCCAGCUUUCUCGCUCCAGCUCCUCCCCGCCUCCAGCCCGCUCCCCUCCCCCCGGCCGCCGAGCUCCAUCUCCGCAGUCCCGGCCGCGGGGCGCAGAGGCUGCCGCAGCCCCCGGGGCCGCUGCCGCCUCCCCCGACCCCGAGACCCAUUGUCUGCAGCCUCCCCCGCACCCCGUGACUAUGGCGCACGAAGCCGGGAGGACCUCUCGUCUCGGGGGGCCCUGCGGGGAGCCCGCGGAGCUUGGAGGUGAUGCUAGCGAGGACGACCACCCCCAAGUCUGUGCCAAGUGCUGCGCACAGUUCUCCGACCCAGCCGAAUACCUAGCGCACCAGAACGCAUGUGCCACGGAUCCCCCCGUCAUGGUGAUACUUGGGGGCCAAGAGAACCCCAACAACUCUGCGACGUCUUCUGAACCCCGGCCCGAAGGUCACAGUAGUCCCCAGGGCAUGGAGACCGAGCACAGCAACCUCCCGGAGUCUGGGACCUCAGGACCCACCGAGCCCACCUGGGCCACAGAGCGCAGGGAAGAGGCAGCUGCAGGACACUUCAUGGUCGCUGCCACAGGUACAGCUGCUGGGGGAGGCGGGGGCCUGAUCUUAGCCAGCCCCAAACUGGGUGCCACCCCAUUACCUCCAGAAUCCACCCCUGCACCUCCCCCUCCCCCUCCCCCUCCUCCCCCGCCAGGGGUGGGCAGUGGCCACUUGAACAUCCCGCUGAUCCUGGAGGAGCUCCGGGUGCUGCAGCAGAGGCAGAUUCAUCAGAUGCAAAUGACCGAGCAAAUCUGCCGCCAGGUGCUGCUGCUUGGCUCCUUGGGCCAGACAGUGGGCACACCUGCCAGUCCCUCCGAGUUACCAGGCACUGGGACUGCUGCUGCCACCAAGCCCCUGCUACCACUCUUCAGCCCCAUCAAGCCUGUCCAAAGCGGCAAGACGCUGGCACCGUCCUCCACCUCCUCCUCCUCUUCGGGCACAGAAACACCCAAGCAGGCUUUCUUCCACCUUUACCAUCCUCUGGGCUCCCAGCAUCCCUUCUCUGCAGCUGGGACUGGGCGCAGCCACAAACCCACUCCAGCCCCCACCCCAGCUCUGUCAGGCAGCACUGACCAGCUGAUUGCCUCGCCUCACCUGGCAUUCCCUGGCACCACCGGACUCCUGGCGGCACAGUGCCUUGGGGCUGCCCGCGGGCUCGAGGCUGCUGCCUCCCCAGGGCUCCUGAAGCCAAAGAAUGGGAGUGGUGAGCUGGGGUACGGGGAAGUGCUGGGGCCCUUGGAGAAGCCAGGUGGGCGGCACAAAUGCCGCUUCUGUGCCAAAGUGUUUGGCAGUGACAGCGCCCUGCAGAUCCACCUGCGAUCCCACACAGGGGAAAGGCCCUAUAAAUGCAACGUCUGUGGCAAUCGCUUCACCACCCGUGGUAACCUCAAGGUGCAUUUCCACCGGCACCGGGAGAAGUACCCACACGUGCAGAUGAAUCCUCACCCGGUGCCCGAGCACCUGGAUUAUGUCAUCACCAGCAGCGGCCUGCCCUACGGUAUGUCGGUGCCACCCGAGAAGGCCGAGGAGGAGGCGGCCAUGCCCGGCGGAGGUGUGGAACGCAAGCCCCUGGUGGCUGCUACCACAGCUCUCAGUGCCACUGAGAGCCUGACGCUCCUGUCCACCGCUGCAGGCCCAGCCGCCACGGCGCCUGCGCUCCCUGCCUUCAAUAAGUUUGUGCUUAUGAAAGCGGUCGAGCCCAAGAAUAAAGCGGAUGAGAACACCCCUCCAGGGAGCGAGGGCUCUGCCAUCUCUGGGGUCGGGGAAAGUGGCACAGCCACCCGCAUGCAGCUCAGCAAGCUGGUGACUUCGCUGCCGAGCUGGGCCCUGCUUACCAAUCACUUCAAGUCCACCGGUAGCUUCCCCUUCCCCUAUGUGCUGGAGCCCCUGGGGGCCUCCCCCUCUGAGACCUCCAAGCUGCAGCAGCUAGUAGAAAAGAUUGACCGCCAAGGCGCUGUGGCUGUGGCCUCUACUGCUUCUGGAGCCCCCACCACCUCGGCCCCUGCAGCGUCCUCUUCAGCCUCCUCCGGACCUAACCAAUGCGUCAUCUGCCUGCGGGUGCUCAGCUGCCCCCGUGCCCUGCGCCUGCACUACGGCCAACAUGGAGGUGAGCGGCCCUUCAAAUGCAAAGUGUGCGGCCGCGCUUUCUCCACCCGUGGCAAUCUGCGAGCACAUUUCGUGGGCCACAAGGCCAGUCCGGCAGCCCGGGCCCAGAACUCCUGCCCCAUUUGUCAGAAGAAGUUCACCAAUGCUGUCACUCUGCAGCAGCACGUUCGAAUGCAUCUGGGAGGUCAGAUACCCAACGGGGGCACGGCGCUGCCUGAAGGUGGGGGAGCUGCCCCAGAGAACAGCUCCGAGCAGUCCACUGUCUCCGGGACUGGAAGCUUUCCCCAGCAGCCUUCCCAGCAGCCGUCCCCAGAGGAGGAGUUAUCAGAAGAGGAUGAGGACGAGGACGAGGAUGAAGAAGAUGUGACUGAUGAAGAUUCCCUGGCUGGCAGAGGCUCGGAGAGUGGAGGGGAGAAGGCUAUCUCUGUGCGGGGUGACUCGGAGGAGGCAUCCGGGGCGGAGGAGGAAGUGUCUUCCGUGGUGGCAGCCCCGGCCGAGAAGGAGAUGGAUGGGAACGAGAAAGCGCCUCUGCAGCCUGCCCUGACCGCCCCUGCAGCGCCGCCCAACAGCCUGGAUCAAGUCCAGUCCAUGGAGCAGGGAGGCAAUGAUGUUGUCACAGCCGGAGGCUCAGAAGAGGGGGCCAAACCCGAGAGGGGCUCCAGCCCCGUGGUUCUGGCCCUGGAGGGGGAGGGCAGUAGCCCCAUCCUGGUGGAGGAGCUGAGCGUGCAGGAAGGCCUGAGAAAGGAGCCCGGGGAGAGCAGUGGCAGGAAGGGCUGUGAGGUGUGCGGCCAGGCCUUUGCCUCCCAGACGGCUCUGGAGGAGCAUCAGAAGACCCACCCCAAGGAGGGGCCACUCUUCACGUGUGUCUUCUGCAGGCAGGGCUUCCUUGAGCGGGCUUCCCUCAAGAAGCAUAUGCUGCUGGCUCACCACCAGGUACAGCCCUUUGCUCCUCAUGGUCCUCAGAAUAUUGCUGCUCUGUCCCUGGUUCCUGGCUGCUCGCCCUCCAUCCCUUCCCCAGGGCUCUCCCCCUUCCCCCGCAAAGAUGAUCCCACAAUCCCAUGAGCCUGUGCACCCAGACCUGCUGCCCUUUGACCAGGGAGCAGGAUCCCAGAGCUCUGUAGAAGGAACCUGAAGAUUGAUGAGCCCUAACCUUCCCCAUUUCCUAGUGUCCCCAGGGAAAUCACUGUGCUCCCAGGUGGGAUGGGGGGGAGGGUCCUCUCGAGGAACUUUUCUUCACUCUUCAUUAUACCUGAGGAAAAUAGAUUCUCUCCCCUUAUCUCAUUCCCUAUGGGAACCCUCUGCAGAUUUCCCUGGAUGACCAAUCUCCCCUCUCCCUUCUUCCUCUCCCUUGCCUGCUGGCAGGUGCGCCUAAUGCACCCACAUUUGAAGUGACAGUUCAGCCCCCAGGGGCUGGCAACUGGUCCUGGAGGACCCCAGGAAGUCCUCUCUGGUGACCAGGUCAGCAACCUGAAGGACUUCUUGUCCCACAACAUUCCUGUGUGGUGGCGGAGUGUGUACCCUAUCUUUCUAAAACCAGUACAUGGUUUUCCUAUCAGGUGACUUGCCCACUAAAUCCCGGAGGUCUAGCCCCAUUUUCACCAUCACUUUGGGCUGACCAGUACUGGUACCUCUGACCUUGGAACUCAGACUGGGAGGUUCAUCUGACAAUGCUAUCUAGAGAGGCCAAGGAGAAGAAUGCUCCCCACUUUCUUCAAGCUGACCUCCUGCACCUGAGGCCAUGCCUGAGAAGCCCAAUAUAGAACAGAAGUGAAGUAGCAAAUUCUAGAUGCCUCCUUCUUCCCUCUGCUCGAGAAGGUGCCAGCACUAAAGAGGUCGCAGUAUUUGUGUUUGGUGGCUCAGCACUGGUGGACAGGGAGAGAAGUGCAUAAGACACUCUUUCCAGUAAAUUAUUUGAUAGUCAUAUUGAGGGAAAGUGUUAGCUGCUUGAUAUGCCAAGACAUCUCCAGCUUCUCAUAUUUGUUCAUCAUGGCCUUUCAGCAUGAGGAAGCAAGCAGAUUUCUUGCCAAGAAGUCUUCCAGGGGCUAUCUUGGGAAACAUGAAGUUAUUCGAUAUCUUGAAUGAGCAUCUGUCGGGAAGGGUAAUUGAAGGAGUACUGUUGGAGAGUUCAGGAGUGUUGGUGAUGCAAAGGGCUUGCUCAGAAUAUAUGGAUGAUUAAGAAAGGGACAUGCUGUAUGGGAGGGACUUUGACUUCUUGAUUGGAUGGAUGUUAUGUUUGUUCUCUUGGACUAAUAGUGACUUUUAGUGUGCAGCAAUGCACCAUGGAUCAUGGAGAAUUCCCUAGCACUAGUAUGCUUAUAGUUGUAGAUAUCCCCUGCCUUCAUUCCCUAGUCCCUUCUGUUUUCCCCCUCUUCCUCUCUUAAUGCCAGUUUCCUCCCCAUUUUACCUAUUCAUGGACCGGGGCUUAAGCCUUUGCCACUGUCUGAUCCUUAGCAUCCCAGACUUUGGGAGAUGUGAUCAUGGUGGUGUCCUUCCUGCCUCACUGUCUUGUAAUGAGAUGUAGUAUUUACUCUUAACAUAGAACUGUUCGGAACAGGAGUUCUGAGGAGAAGGCGGUGAAGGUUCUGCUUUUGAUUGAUUUGAAUGAUGGCUUCUCCUCGAAAGGUUAGGCUCCAGGGCUCCUAACAUAGUAAGAUGUAAAAGAGCAGACAAGGGAGAUAUUAGUGUCUUCCCCUCUUCAUUAAAGGUGUUUUAACCAAA
This is a messenger RNA of Sorex fumeus (smoky shrew), 4871 nucleotides long. RefSeq names its product spalt like transcription factor 2 (gene SALL2). Gene Ontology annotation, molecular function: RNA polymerase II cis-regulatory region sequence-specific DNA binding; DNA-binding transcription factor activity, RNA polymerase II-specific. NCBI's taxonomy places the organism in Eukaryota, Metazoa, Chordata, Mammalia, Eulipotyphla, Soricidae. Gene Ontology annotation, biological process: regulation of transcription by RNA polymerase II. The record is from RefSeq and is a predicted model, not a curated record. Gene Ontology annotation, cellular component: nucleus.